UCCAAUGAAAGACGGUGACAAUGGCUAUCAAGUGUCCGGAAAAAGUCUACGAGAGAGAAGCAGUACAUUUCUCCGUUGAAGUGAUGAAAGCUCAUUUUUUUCACCCACUCUAUAUGGAAAUUUCUACCAUUUCCGUUACCCUCCUUUCUCAUCUUCCCUUUCUCGUCGCCGGCACUCCCGAUUCCCGAGAUAGCCACUGUUUCGAUUCCAAAGAUUACUACACAAGUACAAGCACCUUCCAAACAAACCUUAAUAUCCUUCUUUCACAGCUCACUUCCGACGCAAAAAUCAACAGCUAUCACUUGAUCAAUAUCUCUCACGGCCUAAAUCCUGACCGAGUUAAUGCGAUUGGGCUGUGCAGAGGUGGGGUUACGCAAGACGAAUGCCGUAGUUGCCUCAGGAAUGCCUCAAUUCUUCUCCCAAAGUUGUGUCCAAAUCCGAAGGAAGCUACGAUACUCAAAUUGUUCAAUAUCAGAGGCGUUGGAAUCUGAUUCUCUGCUCCAUUUGGUAUCGCAUUACCUCUUCUAUGAUCCUGUAACUGAUGGUUCGCCAAAACCUUCUUCUCCGUCGUCAACCUCACAAGGAAAGAACAAGACAUUAAUAACAGUUGUCGCUAUAGUUGUGCCUUUUCUUGCCUCUAUCGUGCUGCUUUAUAUCGUUUGGGUCUUUGUAAGAGAAAGAAUGAACCGAAGAAGACAUACUCAAAGCGAAUCUGAAGUUAACAAUGCCAUUGAACUUGCUGAGUCAAUACAAUGUGCAUUUGAGACCAUCGAAGCUGCUACUGAUAACUUCUCGGAUGAAAACAAGCUUGGACAAGGUGGAUUUGGACAUGUUUACAAGGGUAGGCUCUCCAAUGGACAAGACAUUGCAGUAAAAAGAUUGUCUACGAAUUCUGGGCAAGGACAUAUUGAGUUCAAGAAUGAAGUGUUAUUAAUGGCCCAACUUCAGCAUGGAAAUUUAGUAAGACUCGUUGGUUUUUGCUUAACACAAAAUGAACGGCUAUUAAUUUAUGAGUUUCUUCCUAAUAGAAGUCUUGACUACUUCAUAUUUGAUCCUUCUAAACGUUCACAAUUAGAUUGGGAAACUCGCUUCAAAAUAAUAGAAGGCAUUGCUCGAGGUCUUCUUUACCUUCAUGAAGAAUCUCAACAACGGAUUAUUCAUCGUGAUCUCAAGCCAAGUAACAUUCUCUUAGAUCUAGAGAUGAAUCCUAAAAUAUCUGAUUUUGGCAUGGCACGACUAUUUGCUUCAGAUCACACUCAAGUCAAUACAAAUAGAAUAGUAGGAACACGUGGAUACAUGGCACCAGAAUAUGCAAGAUACGGACAAUUCUCAGUAAAAUCAGAUGUCUUUAGUUAUGGUGUAUUGAUUCUAGAGAUAAUAAGUGGCCAAAAGAAUUGUAGCUUUCGCUGCAAAGAAAAUGUGGAGCAUCUACUAAGUUUUGCAUGGAAAAGCUGGAUGAGAGACACUGCCUUUGAUAUUGUAGACUCCACAUUAAAAGAUGGUUCAAGAAACGAAAUAAUGAGAUGCAUUCACAUUGGCUUACUUUGUGUCCAAGAAAAGGCUUCUUGUAGACCAACCAUGGCUUCCAUUGUUCUUAUGCUUAACAGCAACUCUUUUUGUCUUCCAUUUCCCAUGCAACCUGCAUUUUUUAUUAAUCACAGAAGCUUCCCAUCAGAUGUCCAACAUGUGGAGUAUGGUUUUCGUUCAACAAGCUCAGAAAAGCAAGGAAGCAAAUAUGAUGAGACACUAUCAGCAAAUGAGGUCUCCAUAACUGAUCUAUACCCUCGAUGAGGAUGUAGCAAUUGUUAUCAGAGAUACUGAAAAGUCAGAUCUGGAUAUAUUUAUUCAGGAUAUGGAUUUAUUUUUUUUCAUAUCUUUGGGAAAUCUUUCUACAAUCGGAUAUAUGUUUUUUUGUUUUUUGUUUUAUACAAUUGAAUAUAUGUAAGAAGGAUUUUGUUUAUCUGAUUAUAACAAAUUUUAUCAAAAGGUUUCAAUAAUCUAGUUCAUGUUAA
Prosopis cineraria is the source of this 2012-nucleotide messenger RNA. RefSeq names its product cysteine-rich receptor-like protein kinase 44. The transcript has 7 exons. The record is from RefSeq and is a predicted model, not a curated record. Bases 343 to 1791 code for a protein of 482 amino acids. Gene Ontology annotation, molecular function: ATP binding; protein kinase activity. NCBI's taxonomy places the organism in Eukaryota, Viridiplantae, Streptophyta, Magnoliopsida, Fabales, Fabaceae. Gene Ontology annotation, biological process: protein phosphorylation.